AUGAGUGUUCCAUAUCCAAAAUACUUGUUUUUCUUUAUCAUUUGUUUUGUAUUCUUGCUCUGUAUUGUCCUUUACAUAAGAAAUAGCAACACUGAUUUUAAAUCCGAGACAAAUGCAAGGAUCCAUGGUCAAGAAUCAAUUAGAGACAUUAAGGAUGUUAAGAGUUCGUGUGAAGAGGGAGAAAUCCUGUUAGACGUUAACUUUCAACCUUUAGAUUUGAAUUCAUUGGGAGACGAGAUUUCAGGGAGCAAUUUAGUUAAGAGUGAAGAAGAGUACAUAAUUGCACUUUUGAAUUGGACAAAACCAUUCCAUAACAGCACGUGUAUAAAAGAGUCCCACUUCCUGGAGUUUUUUGUUCCGGGUAAGGUGGUGGGUGAGGUUUGGAAGCUAUACGAAGGUCAGAAGGGUGAGCUAUCACAUAAUCGUCACGAUCCACCCCUUUAUUCAGGAAUACAGGGAGUUUUAUUUGACCUUCUCCAAAAUUUUCAUGAUAAGCCUUUUCUACAAACAAGAUUCGAACCAAGAGGGGGAUAUUCAGCAUUACGAGCCAUAAAUGGAGAUAUUGCUGAUAUUUAUUUUAGGUUCCAUGCAGAAUUUCAAUUGAAUGAGAAGCCAUUACUACCUUUUUGGUUUACUCCAGCAUAUUUUACCGGAAAUAUAAUUCUAGAUACCAGAACUAAAGAAACACACCACUUCCAUUUGUAUGUUCCAAACACGAAUGAAUUGAAUGUUGAUUUAGAAUGGUAUGGAAGUAACAGACCUAACGAUAAUUUAAUGGUGGACAUCGGAUUCCUUCCAGUUAUGGAGUUGAAAUCUAUCCCUCGUUCAGAAGAAUUACAGUGGUUACGUGAAAAGUCUAUCAAAGAAAUCCAAAGUGAUCUGGAAAAGGCUUUCUUUCCAUUUAAGCAGGUAGACUACUUACCAUUUGAGGAAGCAAUUAAAGUGGCCCAAGCAGAGAGCAAAUUGAUUCAUCACAUUGUAUUGUGGGGAUCUCUUGAUGACCAGUCAUGCUGAGGGUCGGGGCGGACUCUACGCGAUGGACCACUCGCGAGUCCGCCCAUAAUGAAGUUCCUCAAAAAUAAUUUCAUUUCUUCUUGGUCCCUCGUUGCAAGGCUGAAGAAGUUGGUGCAUUCAACGAACAGAAUUGUCUCAAAACUGGCAUCAGAAACACUUGAUGCUUAUUCUUUUCCUGUGGAGAUAAUUAUAUAUGACCAGAGACAGAACAUUGUUCAUUAUGAAAAUCUCAACGAAUUGCUUGAAGAAGAACUACCAGAAAUACUCGAGUCUGAUGAGUACGAGGAUAUCUUGUCUUAUAGGUAUUCUAAAAUGUUAAGAAGAGCAAUGGCUGCCGCCGGUAGAGAUGUCACAGAGCUUUAAAGAAAGUAAACGCGAAAUCAUGUGAAAAAGAGAUGCAUAAAUUGUUUUCUUAAGCAUCAAGUUUAAAGAACUAGUUUGUUAUUAUGGCCAAAACAAGGAAUUGGGACUUUCCGCUGCAUGCAAGCAAGAUUGGGUUUGGUUUUCUGAAUGACACUGUGUAUCAAAAGACUUCCGCCGGUCGAUACACGGUUGAGAAAGGAUUCCAACGUACUCUUAGGUUGCAGAAGAGGCGACUUGAGUUCCAGUAUGUUGCUAUGUGUACUCAUUUUAAUUUUUUAAAUAAAAGUCAU
Saccostrea cuccullata (small rock oyster) is the source of this 1667-nucleotide messenger RNA. Its product is annotated as selenoprotein N-like. The coding region runs from base 1 to 1014 and encodes 337 amino acids. Gene Ontology annotation, cellular component: endoplasmic reticulum membrane. Lineage: Eukaryota; Metazoa; Mollusca; Bivalvia; Ostreida; Ostreidae. Gene Ontology annotation, biological process: calcium ion homeostasis; skeletal muscle fiber development. The record is from RefSeq and is a predicted model, not a curated record. The transcript has 9 exons.